GAGUUCGUCAUUCAAGAGAAUGAUCCAAAAGGCCAUUAUACCAAAAUGGACAACAACGAGAGCAUUGCUCCCCUCUUGCCUCUCCACAGCUCCUCCGCCACCCAACUUCCGGCCGGAAUCCCUUCAUGGCUCUCCAAGAGGACCAUCUUCAUAGUCGCCGGACCGCUGCUCUGCGCUGCCAUCAUCGCCUUCGUUCAGAUCGACGGCGGUGGCGCCAGCCGGAACACGUUGGCAGCGCUCGCGUGGAUCUUUUUUUGGUGGAUAACCGAGGCCGUGCCCGUCCCCGUCACCUCCCUCUCCCCACUCUUCCUCUUCCCCAUUCUCGGCGUCAUGGACGCCGAGCACGUCGCCCGCUCGUACAUGAACGACGUCAUCUCGCUCGUCCUCGGCAGCCUCAUCCUCGCGCUCGCCGUCGAGCACUACGGCGUGCACCGCCGACUCGCGCUGCAGAUCACCGCCGCCUUCUGCGGCGAGCCGCUCAAACCCAGGCUCCUUCUGCUCGGCAUCUGCUCCACCACUGCCUUCCUCAGCAUGUGGAUGAGCAACAUGGCCGCGACGGUUAUGAUGAUGCCGGUGGCCACCGGCGUGCUUCAGCGGCUCCCGAGCAGCAGCGGCGGGGAUCCGGCGAUCUCUGGGUUCUACAAGGCGGUGGUGCUGGGGGUCAUAUACUCGGCCACCAUCGGAGGGAUCAGCACCAUGACGGGGACGGGGGUGAACCUCAUCCUAGUGGGGAUGUGGGAGAGCUACUUCCCUCAACGGAAACGCAUCGGAUACGCCAACUGGUCGGCGUUUGCCCUGCCGCUCGCCGUUCUCAUCUUCCUGUCUCUUUGGGGACUCCUCUGCUUCUUCUACUGCCCGAGCUCGUCUGCAACCAGGCUCGCAGCUUACUUGGACAGAGAGAACAUCAAGAGGGAGCUCGAGAUCCUAGGGCCAACAACGUUUGAGGAAAAGAUGAUCUUCCUAGUCUUUGGGGGAUUGGUAGCACUGUGGAUGACAAGAAGCAUCACGAAUGACAUCCCAGGGUGGGAGGUCCUGUUUCAGGGGCGUGUUGGCGACGGAACCGUCAGUAUACUCAUGGCGACUCUUCUAUUCAUAAUCCCCAACAAGAAGCAAAAAGGGGAGGCACUAAUGGACUGGAACAAAUGCAAGAAGCUGCAGUGGAGCAUCAUCUUGCUCCUCGGCGCCGGCUUCGCGAUUGCCGACGGCGUUCGGCUCAGCGGCCUGGCGGACCUGCUGUCCCGGAGCCUCACGUUCCUGCAGAAGGUGCCCUACGUCGGCGUCGCGCCGGCGGUCUGCCUCAUCACCAGCACCAUGACGGAAUUUGCCUCCAACAACGCAACGGCGACGCUGGUGCUGCCGCUGCUGAUUCAGCUCGCAAGCACAUUGAACGUGCAUCCCCUGCUUCUCAUGGUCCCCGGAGGGAUCGGCGCGCAGUUCGCGUUCCUGCUUCCGACCGGCACGCCCUCGAACAUCAUCGGGUUCACGACGGGACACAUAGAGAUCAAGGACAUGAUCAGGACCGGACUCCCACUCAAACUCGCCGGAAUCGGAGCCCUGGCACUGCUCAUGCCCACACUAGGUAACUUAGUUUUCGUGGAUGGUGGACCCAAGUUUCAUGCUGGUUGAGCCAACCUAGAUGGAGUUCAUAUUCAUCCUUCCGUUAUCCAACAUAUAGAAAGGUCAGAUGUACAUAGUUAUGUGCCUUUGAUUCUUUGAAAAUGUAUGAAUUUCCAGAAAUUGCACGCCGGGAUCUUAGUUUAUUUGUGAUGUGCAAUUUUGUUCUUUUUCUUUUUUUUAAGAUAAGAAACCUUUCAUUUUUUUUUUUGGUUUAGUGUUCUUAUUUUGUUUUGGCCACUGUAAUGGGUUUCAAUGACAUGUAAGGGCGACUGGUAGCAGGAUGGUUUGAUGCCUUGCGUCCUGUACAUCAUUUUUUGCCUGUAUAUAUCUUUUUGCGUGAAUAAAUGGUGGGGAGCCUAUCUCCUAUCUUAUAAUUUGCUG
Molecule: messenger RNA, 1998 nt
Organism: Nymphaea colorata (pocket water lily)
Lineage: Eukaryota; Viridiplantae; Streptophyta; Magnoliopsida; Nymphaeales; Nymphaeaceae
Product: tonoplast dicarboxylate transporter
Exons: 5
Coding region: 46-1626 (526 amino acids)
Biological process (GO): monoatomic anion transmembrane transport
Cellular component (GO): membrane
Molecular function (GO): transmembrane transporter activity
Source: RefSeq, a predicted model, not a curated record